Fulvia fulva is the source of this 729-nucleotide messenger RNA. RefSeq lists its product as uncharacterized. NCBI's taxonomy places the organism in Eukaryota, Fungi, Ascomycota, Dothideomycetes, Mycosphaerellales, Mycosphaerellaceae. Gene Ontology annotation, molecular function: transmembrane monodehydroascorbate reductase activity. Bases 1 to 729 code for a protein of 242 amino acids. The record is from RefSeq and is a predicted model, not a curated record. The transcript is spliced from 3 exons.
AUGUCGAAUCAACCUAUUCAAGCGAGAGUGCCGGGGACGAGUGAGGAGGAGCCAUUGCUUGGGAGUAGGGGAGAUGCCAGUCUGCCGGAGGGUAGGCCGUUGUAUUGGAACUUGAUACUUGGUACCGGAGUUAUCGCUCAAGCCGGAGCCUGGAUCAUCGUCGCCAUAGUCUGGGGCUCCGUCUUCUGCAACGACCUCAUCCUCUUCUCCGCCCACCCUCUCCUCAACUCCGCCGCCUUCCUCUUCUUCCUCCAAGCUAUCCUGAUCCUCCAACCCACCCACACCGCAAAGCAAAAGAAACAGGGCACAUACACGCACGCCGCUCUGAACGAUCUCGCCGCCCUCCUCGCCAUCGCAGGCCUCAUCGUAAUCGAGUACAACAAGUUCGCCCACAACGGAACGCACUUCGAGUCCCCUCACGCGAUCUUGGGGCUGAUUACGUACAUUCUCGUGCUAUCGCAGGCGGUGGUGGGGAUUACGCAGUACCUUACGCCGGCACUGUACGGAGGCGUGGAUAAUGCGAAGGCGAUGUACAAGUAUCAUCGUGUUGGGGGUUAUGUUACGAGUGUGGUGAUGCUCGCGACGAUUUGCAUGGCGAGCACGACCGAUUUCAAUAAGAAUGUAUUGGGGAUGCAGCUUUGGGCGUUGGUUGUGGCGAGUGUGGUGGUGCUUGUGGGGGUUGUGCCGAGGGUGAGGUUGAGUAAGUUUGGGUGGUUGGCUGGACAGUAG